UCGACUGUCAACUGUCAGUUCGAACUUCGAAGAAUGUAGAGGUUAAAAAAUGGCGUAGUGGGUGGAUGUGUUAUCGGCAAUCUUUUUAUAAAAGGAUGCUAUUGCAAGAGACCAAGUUCUAAGCAAUUUAAAACCAUUUCACGCUCCCAUUAUGAUUGGGGGGCUUUUUGUAUAUAAUCACAAGGGGGAGGUGCUCAUCUCAAGAGUGUAUCGUGACGAUAUCGGUCGAAAUGCAGUUGAUGCAUUUCGCGUUAACGUCAUUCAUGCCAGACAGCAGGUACGCUCUCCCGUCACGAACAUAGCGAGGACGUCCUUCUUCCAUAUUAAGAGGGCGAAUAUUUGGCUGGCCGCUGUAACGAAACAAAACGUUAACGCCGCUAUGGUCUUUGAGUUUCUGCUCAAGAUUAUUGAAGUUAUGCAAUCCUACUUUGGCAAGAUUUCAGAGGAAAAUAUAAAAAACAACUUUGUUUUGAUCUACGAACUAUUAGACGAAAUUCUGGACUUUGGUUAUCCGCAAAAUUCAGACACGGGAGUUUUGAAGACGUUCAUAACUCAACAGGGCAUUAAAUCGGCGACUAAAGAGGAACAGGCUCAGAUUACCUCACAGGUUACCGGGCAAAUCGGAUGGCGACGAGAAGGAAUUAAGUAUCGUCGCAAUGAAUUAUUCUUAGACGUUUUGGAGUAUGUGAACUUAUUAAUGUCGCCUCAAGGUCAGGUGCUGUCUGCACACGUCGCUGGAAAAGUGGUCAUGAAAUCGUACCUCUCAGGUAUGCCCGAGUGCAAAUUCGGAAUUAACGAUAAAAUAGUCAUGGAGGCGAAAGGUAAGGGAGGUUUGGGCAGUACAACUGACUCGGAUCCGGCACGAUCUGGCAAACCCGUCGUUGUAAUCGACGACUGUCAAUUUCAUCAGUGUGUUAAGCUGAGUAAGUUUGAGACGGAACAUUCCAUUAGUUUUAUCCCACCCGACGGAGAGUUUGAACUUAUGAGAUAUCGAACAACCAAAGACAUUUCUCUGCCGUUCCGUGUGAUUCCCCUAGUUCGCGAGGUUGGCCGUACCAAAAUGGAGGUGAAGGUAGUGUUGAAGAGCAAUUUUAAACCGUCUCUACUAGGCCAAAAGAUUGAGGUGAAAAUCCCCACUCCUUUGAAUACGUCUGGAGUGCAACUCAUUUGCCUUAAAGGCAAAGCCAAGUAUAAAGCUUCCGAAAAUGCGAUUGUUUGGAAGAUUAAACGUAUGGCAGGCAUGAAAGAAACACAGCUCUCUGCAGAAAUCGAACUAUUAGAAACCGAUACUAAGAAGAAAUGGACUCGCCCGCCUAUCUCAAUGAAUUUCGAGGUACCAUUUGCUCCCUCCGGUUUCAAGGUGAGGUAUCUAAAGGUGUUCGAGCCAAAACUCAACUACUCUGAUCACGAUGUUAUUAAAUGGGUACGGUAUAUCGGAAGAAGUGGCUUGUAUGAAACAAGGUGCUAGAUCUUUGUUGGCUUCUCGAAUGUAACCAUUUGUAUGCAUGCUAUGUAUAUUUAAUUAUUAAUGUAGAAGCAUUGAUGUGGUUCUAUCUUAUACGUAUCCGAAAAUGUAUAACAAUUUUUUUUACCGCUACAUUAAUUUUAUGGAACAAUUUUAGUCUCAAGUUAAUUUUAAAGAAUGAGUGUCAUUCCUGUAGUUUGUAUAACAAUGACAGGGUGUGUUAAUUUUAUGCAUAAUUAUUAAUAAAGAGGGUAGUUAAAUGUU
This is a messenger RNA of Photinus pyralis (common eastern firefly), 1729 nucleotides long. RefSeq names its product AP-2 complex subunit mu (gene AP-2mu). The record is from RefSeq and is a predicted model, not a curated record. NCBI's taxonomy places the organism in Eukaryota, Metazoa, Arthropoda, Insecta, Coleoptera, Lampyridae. The transcript has 7 exons. Gene Ontology annotation, biological process: clathrin-dependent endocytosis; intracellular protein transport. Gene Ontology annotation, molecular function: clathrin-cargo adaptor activity. Gene Ontology annotation, cellular component: cytoplasmic vesicle; AP-2 adaptor complex. Bases 152 to 1468 code for a protein of 438 amino acids.